AAGGUUUCAAAGAAGAGAAAAGGGUGGUUUUGUGGUCCAAAUAGAGAUAAUGAGUUAGAUAUUUGACAGAGCAAUUUAUGACUUAAAGACUUCAACAUGAGCAAGAGUACAUGUCUCCAUUAGGGUUUUAUUUAACUUUUUCUCUGUUGUCAAGCAACUGGGUAUGUUUUGACUGUCCCUACUCAUAAAAUUCCAUAGACUUAGACACCCAACACUUUUAUUCCUUUGUAUGGCUUUUAGCUUCCUUGUGUUCAUACUGGAAAAAGGACAACCAAACAUAUAUGAUUAUCUAAACUGUUGUAAUGAAACACUAUUCUCAUUUUUUUUGAACAAGAAAUAAUGAGAGACUCUUCAAGAAUUGGAGUUAGACACUACAAGAAAUCUGAAGCUCCUAGGCUGCGAUGGACACCAGAUCUUCAUGAAUCCUUUGAGGAAGCUGUCGAAAGACUCGGCGGAAAACAUAGAGCUACACCAAAGAGAAUUAUACAGUUGAUGGGUGUGAAAGGAUUGGUGAUAUCUCAUGUAAAGAGCCAUCUUCAGCAGAUGUACAGAAGCAUGAAGAAAGGAACAAACAUUAAGUCUCUUUUAUCUAGGCGACCACCAAGUAAUGGAAGGACAGAUUUUAGUGAUCUCAACAGCUUUUAUCAACAAAAUGUUGUGGAAAACACUCACUCCAGCCCCAAGCAUACACAAUGCUUCUCUCUACAAAGGCCCUUAGGAGUUCAAUUGAUGACAUGGGAAUCUGAAAGGGCAGCUUCUGGACAUGAAAGCUUUUCGACAGAAAGCAAUGAAGUUCUCCUGACAAGAAAAGAAAUAGAAAAAGAUGAAAAUCAGCUUGCACAAAUGAUCUCAGUUGGUGGGAUAUCCAAGAGAGAAGAUAUUGGUCACCCAAUUGAUGAUCAAAACUAUGAAAUGACCUUAUCUUUCACUCCCUCCCCAUUGGAAAGAAGUGAAAAAGAAGGAGAAAUGUGGCCUUUGGAAGAAAAUAUACCUCAGUUCAAUAGUAGUAAAGAGAGAGAUAUUAUGGACUUUAAAUCCCUUGAGGAAAGCUGUAUAAACUUAGACCUAAACAUCUCAAUAGCCAUCUCCAACUCUAACUAGAAACUGAAACUAUAAAUUUGUGCACUUGUAUACUGUAAUUUGCUACUGGCACUCCUCAUAAAUUUUGUUCUCUCUUAUCACUAUUACAAUUUAAUUGAAAUUACAGCA
Molecule: messenger RNA, 1209 nt
Organism: Telopea speciosissima
Lineage: Eukaryota; Viridiplantae; Streptophyta; Magnoliopsida; Proteales; Proteaceae
Product: probable transcription factor KAN3
Exons: 5
Coding region: 340-1101 (253 amino acids)
Molecular function (GO): DNA-binding transcription factor activity; DNA binding
Source: RefSeq, a predicted model, not a curated record